This is a messenger RNA of Tetrahymena thermophila SB210, 3573 nucleotides long. RefSeq lists its product as hypothetical. NCBI's taxonomy places the organism in Eukaryota, Ciliophora, Oligohymenophorea, Hymenostomatida, Tetrahymenidae. The transcript has 9 exons. The record is from RefSeq and is a predicted model, not a curated record.
UAUAAUCAACAAAAGUCAACUAAUAAAGUGUAAAAUAUUUAGAUGUAGGGAUAAGAAUUUGAAGAAUCAUAAUCUAGCGUAUAAUUUAAUACUUUUGAAGAUAAAUUAAAUCUGAAAAAGUGGGAUGAAGAUGAAGCUGAGAUAAGAACAUUUUUAAAUAAGCUAUCCACUGACAUAGAGCAAUCUUUCCUUUAAAGAAGGCUAGAUAGAGGAGUUAAAGAAGAUGAAAUUUAAUAUGAAUUUGAAUUAGCAAUAAAGGAAAUUUUGAACAAAGAGUAGCAGAUCAAGCUUUCUUUAGAACUAGCAUAUGUACUAUUAGAAAAAAUGCAUGAGUAAAGGGAUAUAUUUAGUGAUGAAUAUGACGAAUUUAUGUAAUAAAAAGAAGAGCUCUAAAGGGAUUUAGAGUUUAAAGAAUAAUAUUGCGAAGAGUACUCAAGAAGAUUGUAGUUUCUAACAGAAUAAAAUAAUAAUUUGACUUAAGAAUAUGCUCAGUUAGAAGAAUUCAAUGAUAAGCUUAAAGCGAGAAACUCAGAGCUUGACCAAGAACUUAUAAAAAGUUUACAUUAAAUAGAAUAAGUGAAAUAAAAUAAAGAAUAAGACACAAAUUCUAAGCUAACAAUUAUUCAAAAAGAGCUCGAUAAUUUGAAGAAUCACAAUAUAUAGUUGUCUAAGGAUCUAUCUGAAGCAAAAAAAAAGGUUUAAUCUGAAUAAAUAUAGCAAUAAGAAUUAUUCAAUUAGUUAGAUGAAAUGAAAAGAAUGAAUAAUUUGUUUUUGAAAGAAAACGACUCAAUAAAAAGAUAACUCUAAGAGGCUCAAUUUAGACUCCAAGCUGCUUAAGAAGAAAAAGAAAAGAUUGAGGUAUAGUUUUUGUAGCUAUAGAUGGUUCAUUAGAAUAAAUUGCAUAGAAAAGACUCUAAAGAAAGCGACUAUAUGGAAAGUGAUAGCUAUAUUGCUUAAAAUAAUUAAAAUAAUACAAAUAUAAAUUUAGAAUAAGAUAAAAAUUAAGGUUAAUUUUCUGCUUUAUACGGAGAAAUAUUAGGGCAAAAUAAAAAUUAAAAUAAAUUUGGAGAUGAUAUGUUUAAUUACUAUUCCUCUAACCGAGAUUCUCAUACAGAAGAUAAUAUUAAGGAUCAUAAUAUUAAAGGCAAAACUAAAGCUAUUUCUAAAAAUAACUUUGGCAAAAGAUUUUCUAACAUUAACACUUUAAGCGAAAUUUAAAUUGAAAAUAGAAAUAAUAGAAAUUACCCACUCUCUAACAAAAACAGUAGCUAAACAAUAAUUGAAAAUGAAGAGAAAGGAGAAUAAGAAAUUAAGAGCAAGGCCUAGACUUUCACCUAUUUUAAAAAGGGGUUUAGUAAUUUAUCUAAAAAAUACUAAGAAGAAAAAAAUUACGAAGAUGAAGAAUAUGACUCAUCGAGAUGGCAUAAAUAAGAUUAAGUAAUAGAAAUAGAGAGACCUAAUUUAAAUUUCAAGAAAAAUGUUUAGCGACUAAGGAACAUAGAUCAGGCUAUGAAAAUCGAAGACUAAAAUUACUCUUCAAUUGAAGACAUAAGUGCUCAAAUGGAUAUUAGGAGUUUGCAAGAUUAAAAAAUAGAUGAAAUAUUGAAUUCAUAUGAAGAAGUUCAAUUCAAUUCUAUCAAGAACUAAGCUUAAUCUCCAUCUAAAGAAAAGUAAAUUUUACUAAUUGAAGAUCAUAGAAUAUCAGAAGAAGACUAGGAAGAAGACAAGGUAGGAGGUUAAAAUUCUGAAAAUAAAGAGGAAGCUUAACCAAAAUAUAUAUCAUCUAAUAAAAUAAAUAAGUUAUAGGAAUUUUCCAAUUAAAAGCAAGAACAUGCUUAGGAAAAUAGUGGUUAUAAAGAGACUUUACAUAUACCUUAAGAUGCUCAAGUUGAGUAAAGAAACUUGUUAUCAAUUAAUUCAACUGAUAAUCAAAAUACCUAAAAUGCAAGCUUUUAAGAAAAUAAUUAAUAAACUAUCAAGUAAAUUAAAAGAAUGUCAGCAUCAAAAGGUUCUGAAUAAAAUUCAAUUUAAAAAUAAGAUAAAAUUAUCACAAACUUUUAAACUCCAUAACUAAAUUAAAAAGCAUCUUAAAAUAAAGAUGGUAGUGAAAUUUUAUAAUAGUAGAGUUAGUCAUAAAACAAUGAUUAAAACAAUUACAACUCACACAAUGUUUACAAAAAUAAUCACCAAAAUCAUUACAAUACAUAACCCUAGUUGUUAUAAGAUGAAUUUAGUAAUCAAUCAAAAACAUCAAUUAGUGGACAGGUAAGAAAAUUUUCUUCAAGAAAUUAAACUCACAGGAAGACUAAAUUUAUGGAAAACAUGAAAAAUUACAAAAUUUCUCACUGGGGAGAAGAUAAUGAAGAAAACUAUAAAUUAAACACUCUUAUAACUAACGACACUAUGGCAACUCAUGUUAAAAAAUAUAAGCACGAACACACUAGAAGUCUUUUAAUCCCAUCUGAAAUAUCCGAUUAUAGAAGUGAAAAUAAAAUUAACUAAGAAACAAAAUAAACAGAUCAAGAAUAUUUAAACAACAUUUAAAUCAAUAACCCAUUCGAAAAAAUAGUAAUAGAUGGUGAUGCUUUUUUAAAUGAAUAGCCUAACUAAAUUUCUACUAAACUUACACAAUAGAAAUCAAAUCUUUAUAAAGCAUAUAGAUCUGGCAUAAAAAGUGCAAGUAUAUGUUCUCUACCUUCAAGUAAUUUAACUCAAUAAAGAUUAAAUCAUGAUAAUAUUUAGAGAUAAAGUAUGUAAUAACUAUAAAAUGAAAGAUAAGAAAGUUAAUUAAAAUAGUUUGAAGAAAUUUAAUCCCCAAUUCAGCGUUAAUAAAACCCCUAAAUAAGAAUAUAGAAUGAACAAAUAGAAGAAAAGAAUGAAUUGUAAUAGUACUUAAGCCAAAAUUAAUUUGAAAAUUUAAAAUCAUAAGAAGACGAUAGUGACAGAGAAGAUGCAACAGAAAUAUUAGAAAAGUCUAAACUAAAGAAUGAAAUUUAAACUUACGAUUUAAACAAAAUGAAUUCUAAUAAUUAAGAUGAAUACGAUAAAUUUUGCUCUCCUUUGUUAAAGGAUAAUGAGUUAAAAGAAGAAAAUAUGUAGAUAUCACAUAUCAUUUAAAGCAUUUAAAAUAACAAAAGCUAAAGUAUUAACCCUGAAUAUGAAAAUAUCUCUGAAAUGCUCAUUAAUAAUUCUAGAGUCAGGACUAAAGAAAGAUCUAUUGAUAAAAAUAUAUUCAGAUAACCAUUAUAAAAACCAUAGAGGAAAGACACUUAUGAGGAAUUCUUUAUGUUAACUGCUUAAUGCGUUAAAUUAAAUUCCCCUUAUUUCGACGAAAUAAACUCUGUUAAGGUAUAGCCAUAUUAUGAAGAGAUUAAGGCACAAUAAAUACCUUACCAUAAGUGGUCUGACUUCUUAAAAGAAAAAUUUGAAAAAAUUCAUUAAUAAAUGUCGCAAUAGAAUAAACUUAAAUUCACCUAUAAAGUUUAAAUAGAAUCAGUUAAAUAAAAUCAGGGUCCAUAACUACAAAUAUGUUCUAUAAUAUCUUAAAAUCAAUCCCCUUAAAGGAAAAAAUGA